AUGACCAACGGUUCAAUUUUGGGUCCGAAAGAAGAAGGUGACGAAGUGGAUCUGGUUUGUGAAGCCGGUAGCGGAAAACCCAUCCCUAGAGUAAGCUGGUAUAAUGGAUCGACGUUGAUUUCUAGAGCUAAAAACGAGCCUGCGAAAGGAAUAAUUGGAUUCUAUUUCCGGUUGCAACUUCGCCUAGCUGUUAAUUUCCUAAUUGGUUUAGCCCAAGUUUUUGAAGCCGGAAAGUUAGCUGAUGCCGCGCAAAGAAAAUUUUUAACGCCAAACUUUUGCCAACGGCUCUAA
Molecule: messenger RNA, 291 nt
Organism: Ceutorhynchus assimilis (cabbage seed weevil)
Lineage: Eukaryota; Metazoa; Arthropoda; Insecta; Coleoptera; Curculionidae
Source: the annotation of a GenBank genome assembly